Molecule: messenger RNA, 876 nt
Organism: Miscanthus lutarioriparius
Lineage: Eukaryota; Viridiplantae; Streptophyta; Magnoliopsida; Poales; Poaceae
Source: the annotation of a GenBank genome assembly
AUGCCGCCGCCGCCCAGCGUCACCGCGGCGCACGACCCGGCCGCCGCCGCCACCACCGCCACCACAACGCGCCGCCGCAAGGACCACGCCGCCAAGGUCCACCUGGCGCUGGGCGGAGGAGGCGCGGGGGCGAAGGAGAUGGGCGCCGCGGCGGAGGGGUGGGCGCGGCGGCCCGAGUGGUGCUCGGCGGCGGGCGUCGCGGCCGUGCUGCGGCGGCACCCGGCGCCCGCGCUCUUCGGGUGCGGCCUCCUGCUCUUCAUGGCCGUCGAGUACACCAUCCCCAUGGUCAGGCCGGACUCCCCGCCGCUCGACCUGGGCUUCCUCGCCACCAGGGGCAUGCACGCCGCCGUCGCCGCCACGCCCUGGCUCAACUCGCUCCUCGCCGCGCUCAACACGAUCUUCGUCGCGAUGCAGGCGGCGUACAUCCUGUGGGCGAUCCUGGCGGAGCAGCGGCCGCGCGCGGCCGUCGCGACGCUCAUGAUGUUCACCUGCCGGGGCGUGCUGGGCUGCGCCACCCAGCUGCCGCUUCCCGAGGAGUUCCUGGGCUCCGGGAUGGACUUCCCCGUGGGCAACGUCUCCUUCUUCCUCUUCUUCUCGGGCCACGUCGCGGGCGCGGUGAUCGCGGCCGCCGACAUGCGCCGCGAGGGGCGGAUGGCGCUGGCGCGCCUCUACGACGCGCUCAACGUGCUCCAGGCGGUCAGGCUGCUCGCGUGCAGGGGCCACUACACCAUCGACCUGGCUGUCGGCGUCGGGGCCGGGAUCCUCUUCGACACGGUGUCCGGGUGGUACUUCGACGCCAAGAACGGCGACGGCAAGAACGCGCCCGAGAAGCACUGCCGUAGCUGCCAGUGCCACAAGGCUCUCCUCUCACACUAG